Molecule: messenger RNA, 7740 nt
Organism: Letharia columbiana
Lineage: Eukaryota; Fungi; Ascomycota; Lecanoromycetes; Lecanorales; Parmeliaceae
Exons: 4
Coding region: 1-7740 (2579 amino acids)
Biological process (GO): cell morphogenesis
Cellular component (GO): cell cortex; site of polarized growth
Source: RefSeq, a predicted model, not a curated record
AUGGGUGAAGCUUAUGAACAACUCUUCUCUACAGCAGGAGCUCAACCUCUGAACGGGCGACAGUACCCCCCGGUUAACAACCCAAACCCUGGCCCAUCCUACGUAAACCAGGACAAUAAGGACUCGGACGCCUUUCGAAGCCAUUCACGAGACCUGUCUAGGGGACGUGGUCCCGCACCUGCAAAUGGAGUAUUCAAUAUACAAACGCAACAGCCUGGUAUCGCGCUAUCACCCCGGUCUCAGUCCUCAACUGGGGCAGUACGGUCGCCUGCGGGUCUUGAUGUCGGGCUUGAACGUCAGCCUUCUGUAACCCAAGGACACUACCGUCAGACAUCGAGGGCUCAAGGCGCCUAUUUGCAGGCCCGCAAUGCGGGGUUUGUGUCGUCGCCGACGACUAGCCCUUUGAGUCCGGAAACUCCAAGCUCUGCGAGUUCUAAUCCAGGACUGCCUGAUAUCUCGAACCACACCAUGAUCCAUCGCGGUGUUACUUCACGGCGUCCUACUGAGUCAACAUCAAGCGCAGCCAAUGGCUCAUUGCAUAGCUCUACUACAUCGACGUUGAUCGGGGACCAGGACAUGGGGGAUCUAAGUGGUGGCACAUUGACGCAAAGGCGGCUCGAUCGAACACAGAGUGUCAAGGUUCGCAGGGGACAUGACCCUCAACGGUCACUGUCAAAACAUAGCCAAGAGCAAAAGUCUGUGGGAGAAUACGCUCUUCAUCACCUCUUCAAUAAGUUCGUUGUGCAUGCCGAUCACAAGAUCGAUCAGUGCGUUCUUAAAACAUCAGACAACCCGGACUAUCUCGAACACAUCUGUGGGGCAGGAGUCGAUCCCGAUUUUGACCAGCUGAUAUCAGCUCUUGCACACAUCAAUCGGCAAAAGCCAAAACCGUUGGUUGAUACCAUCAUGUACUGGAGGAAAGCUAAAGGUGACCAGGCUAUGAAGGCUAAGGAGAGACUCAAUCAUUCUAGGUCACCCAAUCCAGUAACAAGAGGGCUUCCACGGCGUACUACAGAACCGUCGCAUAUGCUGUUUGCAGACUUGAGCCAAACCAGCUCCAGUGAAGAAGACCCAAAUUACUCAGCGUCGCUUUCGCUUGCAGAUUUUGCUACACAAGCAGAACAGCGUUCACAAGUAUCGAUCUACCUUCUUUGCAGGGUCUUGAUCGAAGUCUACAACCAGACUGACGUCGUUCGACUCAACCCUGGGCUAGCUGAUAAGAUUGAGGAUAUAAUAUUUGUCCAGCUCAAGAACACGGAGCCGGAGCAUUUCCGGAAUUUCCCGUUCCGGGCCGUCAACUGGAAAAUCUUCAGCCAACUUCUGGGUGUCAUGAGCAGUCCCAAUCUGCGAAGCGUAAGCCAACGCUUCAUCAAUGAGUUGAGGAUGUAUCAACACGACUUAGGUGUCAAGGGAGUUGUAACGAGUCAAGUUGAAAGGAAGGUUGAACUUCUUAUCCUGGCAAUGCAGCAUCUUCACAUCAAGACUCAGCCGGAGGGGCCCUGGAGGGAUUCAUGUGACUUUCUCCUAACUCUGGGGGAGUUCUUUCUCAAUUCACAUGGCCCUCAAAUUAAACAUUCCUACUGCCAGACACUAGAGGACCUUGUAAUGCCGAUUGCAGCCCGCUGGGGCCCACAGGUCAAUGUCCAGAAAUUCAAGGAUUUUCUAAACAGGGUGAAUUCGCGGGUCUCUCAAAUGAUAGUCAAGCCUCGACACUGGCCCGAGGCAUUCCGCCUCUCUACAGUACUUCUUUGUGCAUCUCCAACCGAGUAUUUCGCCGGCCAAUGGCUCACGGUCGCAACUUCUCUCCAAGGAAAACUCAAAGACCGAACGUCCCGAGAGUAUGCCCUUCAAGGCAUCUGUCGGCUAGUUUGGACGUAUCUUGAACGUGUCUCUGAACCUUCCAGCUCCAUCAUACGCAAGCUCGAUGACGUGAUGAAGGUUGUCCUUCCGUCAGGCAAGAAGUCCUAUCUCUCCAACGAUCCAACUUACUCGGAGCCUAUAAUCGAACUUAUCCGAAUUAUCGGGUAUCGCCAGCAAGAGUUCUGUUUCAGGACCAUUAUAUCUCCCUUGAUCAGCGCUGAUCUCUUCAGCCCCGGGAAAGAUACCAAAAUCGAGCAGCUAGAGCCAGAAAAGAUGGUGAUCGGUAUAAAGGCCUUCCUGGCCAUCAUGGCCGACUUGGAGAAGGUAGAGCACGGUCGCCCACCAUUCCCGCGGUUCAAUGGUGGGGGUCUAGCAAUGGAUUCUCGCACAGUCCCCGGAGUUUUGCACAGCUCUCAGCCAUCUGGAGGGCCAAGAAACACUUUUGAUCUUGAGAAAGACCAACUUUCGCGACCCAUGAACAUAUCCAAGCUUGGUGACUCGGCAAGAGAGUUUUUUGGCCGAUUCUGUGAAAUAAUUGGGAAGAUCACAGUGAUGUGUGACAACGCUUUUGGGGGACAGGUAGUAUUGGACGAAAAGUUCGGCGGACUCACACCCAAAACACCACUAACUGAGAGCUUCACCUUUGGUCGUAGAGAUGAACACGUGGGAUUAGCAGAGCAUAGGCAUGGAUUUUAUGAACUUUUCCACGUUGCUUUGCAGGCUUUGCCCCGCUGUUUGUCAGCACAAGUUCAAUUCAAUGCUCUUAUCAACCUCCUCUGCACAGCCACUGCACACGUUCAAUCCAACAUUGCGGUGUCAUCGACUCAAUCCCUAAAAUCCAUAGCUCGACAAGCUCAGGCCCAGCCUGUUACCAUUGGAUUCGCAAGGUUCAUUUUUAGUUUCGAUGUUCGGUAUUCGACCAUGUCUGAUGAGGGAAUGCUUGGCCCCGGGCACAUCGAGAACACCCUCACGCUUUAUGUCGAGUUACUACAGAUAUGGAUUGAAGAGAUCAAGCGGAAGACCAAAGACAGUGUAACCGAACCCACCGGCGAUGGAUCAUCAGAUAGUCGUAGCUUGCAGCUGGAUUUGACGAGUAUAGCGAGCCUUGUUGAAGAAGUUGAAUCACACGGCAUCUUCUUCCUUUGCUCACAAUCGAGGAGAGUCAGAUCAUUUGCCGUCAAAGUUCUGAAAAUCGUCACAGACUUCGACGUGGCCCUUGGAAGGAAGAUCGAUAGGAUUAUACAUAUCCUUGAGGGGGACUCUCAGAGGGUCAUGAGUAUUAAUGACGAGCAGCUUACUGUCGCAGAAAGGAGUCGAUUGCAGAAAGGCAAGCGCAAGAGCAUAUCACAGAAUACCUUGAUCGAAUUGUGUAGCAGCGAUGUUUCUUACGACGCAACUCUAUGGUUAAAACUUUUUCCCAACAUUAUCCGCCUUAGUUUUGAAGUUUGCCCAUUUGCUUCGACCCUGGGACGCGAGAUUGUCUGCGCUCGUUUGCUCCAAAUGCAUGAUAGCAUCACUAGGCUAGGUUCUGACGUCCGAGGACCUGUGCCAGGCUCGGACCAUGGUCCUAUACGCAUUCUUAAUCGACUUGGGGCCACAUCACCAGAGAUAAUAAUCGAGCAGUGGAAGUUAUACCUAGUCAUGGCUUGUACAACAAUGACCAACCCAGGUGCUCAGACGCAAAGCCAGCUUGACAAAACACAGCAUGCCCGUAAGAUAUCCCGGGGAAUACACCAAGGGCAGGAUAAAAUUAGCUCAGCCCGAGCUCUGUUUGCGUACAUCAUACCUCUUUUGACGGCAGGCCAAAGCUCGAUUCGCGAUGCAAUUGUCAUUGCUCUGGGUUCUAUCAAUAUCAAUCUCUAUAGAACGCUACUGGAGUCCUUGCAGUACGCGGUGACUACGUGUAAGGAGGAGGCAAAACAGCGCAUUGGCACCCAUCAGCGGACCGGGAGCAAUCCCAGGCGAAAUCCUCGCACAGACCGCCUCAGGACAGAGGUCACCCAAGUCUAUAGACUGACUGCGCGUUUUCUGCAUGAACCGGCAGUCUUGCGGGACGAGUGGAUAGUCAGCAAUCUCUGUACCUACUCGAAGGACCUGAUGAUCUUCCUAAACGACGCUGAAAUUCAAAAUGACUGGGAGUGUCAGAAGCUCAGACGUCAAUACUGCGGGUUGUUGGAAGAGCUUUUCGACGGCAUCAACCGAACACCAGAUCCUUCGCGUUAUAUGGCAUUCGAAUCAAGGAAGUCCGCUUUCGCUCUCAUGGAAGACUGGUGUGGCUAUUCUCCCAAUCAAGGUCGGAUCAAUCAGCGAGAGGACAACAUGAGGCAAUCCGUCCUAGAACAGCAUCAAGAAGCUGGAGAGAAGACAAACGUCACAGCGACAAUGGAGAUCGAGAAGAGGAACUUAAGGACUGCUGCCCUAAGUGCCAUGGCUGCUCUUUGCGCGGGCCCAAUAAGAGUCAAAACCGACCGGGGAGACAACUUGUCAUUUGACGUUCGCCGGAUGCUUUCGUGGAUUGAUCAAAUAUUUGGACAAGUAAGCGACAAGUUGCAUAGCAUUGGACGUCGAGCUCUUCAUAACCUUAUCACAUACAAUCGUGACUUUGCUUACCUCUUAGAGUACUCAAUUGAGAAAUGCUAUAUAGCAGACCCUCCAAGAGCUCUGGAGAGUUAUUUCGAAGUGGUGACCAAAGUCUUGCUUGAGCAAAUCGACUACCCCGUGGCUUUCUGGAGGAUUCUAGGAGCUGUGCUUUUCACACUGGGAAAUGAGAAGGGCGAAAUCAGGAUGAAGUCUGCAAAGCUUCUGCGGCUCUUCGAACAACGUCAACAGAAAGGAUCCAAGAUCCAGGACUUCGACAUCAGCAUCUCAGAUCGAACCACGGCGGUCUACAAGUUGGCUCAAUUUGAGAUAUCAAAGAGACUGGCAGCACAACACACCGAACUUGCUUUCUUCAUCUUUUCUCAAUUUGCAGUUCAUUUCAAGAACAUACAUCCAGACAGUCAGCGCAGUAUGGUGGCAGCUAUCCUUCCUUGGAUACAGGUCAUUGAACUGCAGAUAGACCCAAGCGGUGGCCCAACUUCUCAAUCAUACAUGGUUCUCGCCAACCUUUUGGAAAUUACUACAAAAUCUAGUGGCGCCUUACACAACGAAAUUCAAGCACUCUGGCAAGCACUCGCAACCGGGCCGCAUCCGGGAAACGUGCAGCUGGUCCUGAAUUUUGUGAUAUCUCUCUGCCUAGACAGGCGAGAGCAGAGCUUUGUCGACUACGCCAAACAGAUUAUUGUCUAUUUAUCGAGUACUCAAGCUGGACAGAAAGUAGUCGAAUUUCUACUCUUACAAAUCAAUUCCAGAAACAUGGUACAAAAGAAGCGAGAUCCUAUUGUCUUGCCGUCAGAUAACUUGGGCCUGCCAUAUGUCGCAGAUCUAUCGGAGGCAUUGCCGAUUGGCAAUAAACAGUCCGGUUUCUCCUUGGGACAACUUUCGUUGAUAUUCCUUGUUGACCUCAUGGUCUCUCCUAUGAAACUUAGCAAGGAAAGCGUCCCUCUGUUGUUGCAGGUGGUUAUCGUACUGUGGGAUCAUUAUACCUUGCUCGUGCAAGAACAAGCCCGCGAAAUGCUCGUUCACCUAAUCCACGAACUUGUCAUUACUAAGAUUGGCGACAACACCACGACACCCAACAAACAGACUAUCGAACUGUUUGUAGAGUCCAUUAGGCAAGAUGAACCCAAGGUUGUCUGGACUUACGAGGAGUGGAACGGCAAAGACGAGAUCGACGACAGCAGUCGGGUUCCAGCUUCUAUGACCCACGUUACCGCCAAGGUCGUUAGCCUUUUUGCCAUUGCAUAUCCUCAGAUACAGGAGCAGUGGGUCAGAAUGACGCUUGGCUGGGCCACUUCAUGUCCAGUCAGGCACAUAGCUUGCCGAUCAUUUCAAGUCUUUCGCUGUAUCCUCUCCACCUUCGAUCGGCCCAUGCUUGCAGAUAUACUUGCUCGGUUAUCAAAUACCAUCGCAGAUAAAGUUUACGAUGUACAGAUCUUUUCUCUGGAGAUACUGACUACGUUGAAGACCAUCAUUGAAGCGUUGGAGCCGACGGACCUGCUACAAUAUCCCCAGCUUUUCUGGGCAACGUGCGCUUGUAUGGAUACCGUGUAUGAGCGAGAAUUCAUCGAAGUCCUUGGGAUGCUGGAGAAACUACUUGGCAAGGUCAAUCUGAGCGAUCCAGCCGUAGUCAAGAUAUUGGAGAAAGCUAAGCCCGAUAAGUGGCAAGGUACGUUUGAGGGCAUCACUCCUCACGUAUACAAAGGCUUGAAGUCCGACUUGUCACUGGAGAAAUCUCUUCAGAUCUUGGAUCGAGUGAUGCACUUGCCGGACAGUGAUUUGGUAGGCACAGAGACUCGACUUCUCUUUGGGACUCUGGCCAACCUACCGCGGUUUUUGCAUUCUUUCGAUGAUCCGAACAAGAAACUUGAAUGCAUACAGAGUGCACAGAUACUGGCAUCGGUGGCGGAGUAUCAGGGAAAUCAGGAGAUCGCGAUGGUUCUCAAUACUUUUUCAAAUAGUCGGUUCAAAACAAGCGGCGAUUUCCUCACGCAAAUACUAUCCGCGCUUCGAAAGACCUUUUUCCCAACCUGGGAGCUCAAGACCUUGAUAUUUUUGAUCGGGCUCCUCACUAAUCGGCUUCAUUGGUACAAAGUUAGGACUUUGGAAGUUCUCCUGGCAGUUAUUCAGAACGUCGACACGCGUCGGACAGAGAUUGCGAGUCAUGGCCCGGACCUGAUCUCGCCCUUGCUCCGACUUCUUCAGACGCAGUAUUGCCCACAAGCAUUGGAAGUCAUGGACCAUAUCAUGACUAUGUCUGAGACGCCAAUGUCGAAACAUCAUUUGCGGAUGAGUCUCAUUAGCUCGGGAUCUCGUACUACACGCAAAGAAUACGACAAAACUCAGAGUCUGUAUGGCAUUCCAGAGGAAACGGGGUGGUCAAUACCAACCCCGGCCAUCCACUCGAAUAAUACAAGAGGAAAUAUGCAGGCCGUGUACCUUGCCUGCAUCCAGAGCGACUCUACCCAAGCUGAGGCCAUACCAACACCAGAAGUCGAAUUCCAUGCCGAUGAUGAAAACCCUGGCUCAUACUUCCCGCUCGAGCGUUCCGAUACCCUCGUUUCCGAGGACACCUACGCCUACACGGAUACUAGUAUGGAAGGCGGCAUGGGCGACCUCCUCACUAAGCUCAACAGCCUCGAUGACUUCUUCGAAGACUCUCUAGACGUAGAGAAUGAUGCGUCAAAUCGCUAUUCCACUCUCACGGUCACUCCUUACAAUCAUGAUUUAGACAAUGGCGCCGAUAUAUAUGAUCAACAGACAGCGCCCAUCCUUCACAAAUCUCUUGCCCGCACCGCCUCCGUCAUAUCGUUCAAUAACGGCUUCACCGACCCACGGAUGACCUCAAGUAACAGAGACCCCGGCAUCAUGACACCCACAGCCUUCACUUCGCCAUCCACCACAAUGUCGCAUACGGCUGCUCCACCUCCCACGCGCCCGACCCUCCACUCCCGCUCUGUCACGUCUCCAGCCAACAACCUGGCGACCAGAUCUAACAACGCCAGCGAACUCUUCUCCGAUGACGAGGGCGACGAAACUUUCUCCGAAGACGAGCGCUCCACGGGCCAUGGCUCCAAGCUUUUAGGAAGCACCUCCCUUAGCAGCGCCGUGUCGACCAUUCGGAAAAUGGCGCCGGGGCUGGAAGGCAAAGACUACAGACAACGCGGGCUGUUGAGGGCGCAAUCCAGGGGUCAGCAGCAGGGACCCGGAAGUCCGAGGGUACCCAAAGUGCCCGAGGCUUAUCUGCAGAAUCAGGGAUCAAGGCCCGCUGAUACUUUUUGA